UACAAGGGGUGAGGAAUGCAGCCCAGAACCUCUGCUGCACAGAGCUGGCAAGUUGCUUUGUGAGCGAAAAGUCACGUCAGCACUUUUUCUCUCCUGCAGCCUCCGUUUGCUGUCCUUUAUUUUGAUCUGUUAACGGCACACUGCCGACGCUAAGCUACUUCAAUUGACGUGUUUCGGUCUCUUCGGUUAUUGUACUGCUUGAAUAUUGAAAUAUUUCGGAGGAUUCCAACGUGAAAUAUUUUAUUUAGUAAAAAAGAAACAUGACGGCGGAACUCAACGUGGGCCUGGGGCUGCAGAACAGUCAGUUGGGACUGGGCUGCGUUGACAACUUUGACUUAAUGAAGUUCGACGUGAAGAAGGAGUCUCUUGCCGGGCUCGAGCGCUCUUCUGUGCGAGAAUGCAACGGACUUUCGUCCACGGGCUCUCUGUCCUCCACCCCGGCCAGCACACCCUGUAGUUCGAUACCUUCCUCACCGAGCAUAAGUCCGACGGAUCAGCCUACGCAGCUGGAAGAGCUGUACUGGAUGAACGGAGGCGGCUAUCACCAGCAUAUCGAUGCGCUAAUGUUGGGCUUCACACCAGAAGACGCAGUGGAAGCUUUGUUUAGCGCCGGGGCCCACGGGCAGCUACCGCCUUCCCACCCUCAACAGCAACUUCAUCGAGCGGAUUUCGAGGGCUACAGGGCAUUAAACAAUCUCCACGGCCAUGCCCCACAACACCACCUGGGGAUUCCCGGCCACACAGACGGCCUGUCGGGUCACACAGGCCUGAUUAACCCUCACCUCAACCAGAGCCCGAACAGCCCUUCUCCAAGUUCACCCGAGCCGCACCAGCCGCUCCAUCAGUUCCACCACCAUCAGGACCACCACGGCGGGGUCACUGACAGCAUGGAUGAACGCUUCUCGGACGACCAGCUGGUGUCCAUGACCGUGCGGGAGCUCAAUCGGCAACUGCGUGGAUACACCAAAGAUGAUGUUGCCCGUCUGAAGCAGAAGCGCCGGACCUUGAAGAACCGGGGAUAUGCGCAGUCUUGCCGCUUCAAGCGGGUGCGACAGAAGAAUGUGCUGGAGCACGAGAAGACCCGCCUCGCAACUCAGGUGGAGCAGCUCAAGCAGGAGCUCACCCGGCUGGCCCAUGAGAGAGACGCCUACAAACUCAAGUGCGAGAAACUGACCGGUGUGAACGGGUUUCGCGAGGCCGGGUCCACAAGUGAUGACCCGUCCUCACCCGAGUUCUUUGUCUGAACACGUAUAUCCGAAAGAAAAUGAGAAGAAUAACGUUUAUGGCCGAUGAUAACGUUAAUUGUAAUAUCUGUGAAUCGUUUAAAAUGAAUAAUUGCAUAGGCUAUAUUUUAAUAUCUCAAUUCAUCUGGUAACUGAUAGCCUAUCGGCCCUGCCAUUAAAGGUGGCGUAUUCUUAGGUUAUUUUUGCCUGGUGAACUAAGAAUGUUUAUUUUUAUCAUUGGCCACUUAAUUCAUAUGAACCUGGACAUUCGCAAUGUGAGCCGUUGGAAGCCGGGCAUGAUGUUACUAAAAUUUUUCAAACUGGUCGCAGAAUACAGCGUGAUCAACACUUACGAAAACCAUCAGCCACACUCGAAACUCCUAAUGCUACAAACUCUGCCCAUGUGCCUUGCUUGCAAAUGGCUGGAUGGAUUUGGGCAUUUUGUGGAGAAUCUCGUUAAGUUUAUAGGCCAGAACUUUAAAUUGCAUUAAAAUACUAAUUAUGCAUGCUGGACAUGUAUGAUAAAAAUGUAGGCCUAUUUUGUAUUAGUUAUCUCAUUUAUCUGGAACGCAUGCACGCAGGUUUAUCUCAGAUCCUAUUGUGUCGGGGUUAUAGAAUUAUAUUUUAAUCUUUGUUCAUGCAGUAGCCUAUAGCUGUGUAGCCUAGCUUGAAAAUGUAUGACGCAGAAAAUUAGGCCUAAAUCUUUUAAAUUGAGUAGACGUUUUUUCUUUCUGUAGGCUACAAGCCAAGGUCUAUUCUUUCAAAAUGAGUUCUGUUGGUGUCUUAACGUCUUGGCCUAUACGAAUUAAUAAUCUGUACAUUAGGCUACGUGCACUUGGGUAGUUUAGUGCGGCCAACCAUAUCUUGUUUACGUUUGUUUGUGGAUAUUUUUAUUGCACCAAAUUAGGCAAAGUCUGUAUUAGACGAAAUGUUAGGCAUAUUAAUAUCAAAAAUUAUAUAGCACCCUAAUGCGGAGCUAAAACAUCAAAUGCAGCUUUAUAUGUUUAGGUAUGCUGUAGCCACUUGAUUGUAAGGCAUAGCCUAGUCUACAUUACGCUCCAUAGACUGGACUGCGUUUUUCUCUCUCAAAACAGCUGCUAGGCUAAAAGCUGUUUCGUAUACAAGUUUUGUUUUAGAUACAUUUUAAUUUAAACUUCUCAUGGCACAGUGGGUAGACGCGGGGCGGUCUAUACCAGUGAAAACCUUUCUGACUGUAAGGACAUUUAUUGCGUAACGCAUCUUUUGUUAUAUAAGUCAGUAUCUAGACUUCAAAUUUCAAGGACGUCUCGCUUGGAGAAUUAUCAGUAAUGCGAGCCUAUAGGCUAGGUGUCAGAAGCGGUUCGUAACGAAUGGUGUACAGCGCUCCCUUGGCUGAAGUUUAUUUACACACAGACUAUGCUACUCCUUUCUAUGUACAAGUAUGAUCGUUGCUCUCUUUUUUUCUGCUGGUCAGUUAGAAAGGAUUCAGAAUUUGAAAAGUCUGAUAAAAAAUAUACAUGACGUAGGCUUACUUUUAUAUUUUAUGAUAAUUCUAUUUGUUUUAUUAUUCGGUGGUUCUGGUUCUGCUGGCCAGACAUGUAGACUUAUUUUUUAAAUGUUUUAAAUAAAAACUUUCAGAGUAUUGACGAGUUGCGCAAUUACCCAUUACUGGUUUGUCGCUGAUUCAACUGUGUUGAAAUCAGAUCUGAGCUGCAGCUGCGGUGGUUAUUUUUAAUUAGAUUUAUUUUAAAAGGGAAACAAUUUUUGUUUUAUAUGAAUGGGAAAGGGGCUACUUGGCUUUGUGAUGAUUUAAUGUCAUUCAGACUGGUUUCUGUUGCAUCUUAUGUUUAAUUGCUUUUUUGAAGGGGGAGGGGGGUAAUUUCAUAUUUUGCAUAUUAAAGUAAUUGAAAUGUCA
Molecule: messenger RNA, 3117 nt
Organism: Conger conger (European conger)
Lineage: Eukaryota; Metazoa; Chordata; Actinopteri; Anguilliformes; Congridae
Gene: mafbb
Product: v-maf avian musculoaponeurotic fibrosarcoma oncogene homolog Bb
Exons: 1
Coding region: 261-1244 (327 amino acids)
Biological process (GO): regulation of transcription by RNA polymerase II
Cellular component (GO): nucleus
Molecular function (GO): RNA polymerase II cis-regulatory region sequence-specific DNA binding; DNA-binding transcription factor activity, RNA polymerase II-specific
Source: RefSeq, a predicted model, not a curated record